Penicillium verhagenii is the source of this 3846-nucleotide messenger RNA. Its product is annotated as CheY-like superfamily. The record is from RefSeq and is a predicted model, not a curated record. Gene Ontology annotation, molecular function: phosphorelay sensor kinase activity; histidine phosphotransfer kinase activity. The coding region runs from base 1 to 3846 and encodes 1281 amino acids. Gene Ontology annotation, biological process: regulation of DNA-templated transcription; protein autophosphorylation; phosphorelay signal transduction system. Lineage: Eukaryota; Fungi; Ascomycota; Eurotiomycetes; Eurotiales; Aspergillaceae. The transcript has 3 exons.
AUGGACUCCCCCGACUUGCCUACCAACAACAACGAAUGGAAGGUCACAUACGGUGAAAAAGACAAUCCGCAAGAGCAAGUCGCAGACGGUAGAAGGAUACUAGCUCGAACCCUCUCAAUACCAAAAACCAUGUGCAUCUUAUCCGACAAGGAAACCGAAAUAUCAACGGUUACCGAGCUCACAUCUCCAAAGAUGAAGCUCCCACGACUCGGGAGUGAUACUGUCGAAAGAGUAUUUCCUGUGCGAUCCGUCGUCUCGUUCGAUCCUACUCCCUCUCCAGUUCCUCAAACACCGUCCCUUGAUAAGCUUGAGAGUCCAUUCCCUGCAUUUCCAUUUGGAGAUACCUUUCGAACAAACGAAGUGGCCGAUGAUGGAUCUGGUAGUAUUCUCGAAUCAUUUCCGAGCGAUACCAGUGAUCAAGAGAGAGCACCGAAAAGGCCCAAUCACCUAGCGCAGAUGCACGACCAACUCAGCCUUCCAAACGUCUCGCCAUCGCUACCAAGAAUAUCCGCAAACAAUGGUGAUUCAAAUUCCACCAACAAGCCAUCUUCAACCCCUGCCGUCCAGUUACAAGAUAUGAUUUGUGAGGGAGCGGAGGUUUUGACUAAAAAUGAGUUAAGACCGGGAUUGGAAUACUUUGAGGACGAGAUCGGAUUUUCAGUCCAGCCAUUUGGAGCGCUACUGGUUCUCUCAGAGUUGGAUGGCAACAUUAUGGUUCAGGCUGCUAGCACCAACUCCGAAGCUAUCUUGGGCUAUUCACCCGACCAUCUCUUUGGGCUGAGAUCUAUACAAACUAUAUUGCCAACAUCUCAACAAACCAUGUUUCUUUCCCACGUGAAAUGCGUUUCAGAUGACAGAUAUGAUAUGGAGACCUGUGGCCCAGAAGUAUUCUUACUUUAUAUCUCAGUUGAUGAAGGUGCUCUUUCCAAACGUCUUUGGUGCACUAUGCACACAAGCAAAGCAUAUCAAGACUAUAUCAUAUGUGAGCUGGAGCUUGAGAUCGAGGGCGUCCAAGACAGCUCGAAUGCAGGGUGCACUGGCGAAGUCCAAACUGCUUUGACAGCAGGCCACACUACCGGUCUUUCAAGACCAUGUCAUGCAGAGAGAGCCGAGUGUCGAGAGUCGGAGCUUCUGAAUGGACUCCCGCGCAUUAUACAGCAAAUAUCUAAUGCACAGACACUCGAAGAACUUGUCCAGCACUCUAUGAGUAGCGUGCAGCGGUUGAUACGCUUCCAUCGCUUUACAAUGUAUCACUUCGAUAGUGAUCGGAAUGGCAUCGUCGUCGCAGACUCGGCUGAUGCAUCACUGGGUAUGAACUCGUUUGAGGGACUGGAGUUCUCGGAAUCAACUUUCACCCCCCAAUUGAAGAAGCAAUAUCUACGCAAGAAGGUUUCUUUCGCUUAUCGAAAAAGCAAACAUAGCGCAGAUUUGGCCUACCGGGCCUCCACAGUGAAAGCUGGAUUGGACCUAUCGCACUGCUAUCUUCUUGCAGCCUCGAGCUGCUCUGAAUCUCAUACAGCCCCUCUUGUACAAGCUUGUGCCUCGAUUGGCAUUUAUGUUUUUGGCAAAGCGUGGGGGCUCAUAUCCUGUCAAUCAUAUAGCAAAAGCGCUCGGCUUCAUCCCCUUAUUCAAAAGACAUGUUGGUUGUUAAGUGAAACGUUUUCCAGCAAUAUUGAACGUCUCUCAUACACUUUGCCUUUCCAAGUCAACCCUUCAUUUGAUCGUUCUGGUGAGACAGACACACAGCAACAUAUUCAGUCACCUUGCGGCGAUCUUCUUGACAUUUUUGGCGCCAAUUACGCCGCAGCGUCUAUUUUGGGCGAAACAAAGAUUUUUGGGAAGCCCCCGGAUUCACAGGAGGCUUUAGCUUUACUGGAGUAUCUUCGCGCAAAGGAAUUAGGGACUGUUCUGUGGUCGACAGACAUACUUUCCGACUUCGAAGAUCUCGACUAUGCUCCCGGCUUUCGUUACCUUUCCAGCCUAAUCUAUAUUCCACUGUCUGCCGAUGGGCAGGAUUUCAUUACCCUCUUCCGUGGGGACUCGGAGAACGGCAGAGGCCCGAAAGAGUGGUCGGCAGGGGAACUUGGAAAAGCAUCAAUCCUGUCUUUGUUAUACCGAACCUUCCCCGAGAUCUGGCAUGAGAAGGAGGCUACCAUGCAAGACAACCAGCUCAUGCGACUUCUUCUCGCCAACGCCGCUCAUGAAUUCCGGACACCUCUUAACGCCAUCAUAAAUUAUCUCGAAAUCGCUUUGGACGGAAGCAUCAACCAGGAAACUCGGGAGAAUCUGUCCAGGUCGCACUCGGCUUCAAAGUCUUUGGUUUACAUUAUCAAUGAUCUACUGGACCUCACCAACGCAGGGAAUGGUCAAAAUCUGAUCAAGGAUGAAAUCUUCAGUCUCUCAGAGACUCUAUGCGAAGCGACCAAUAUCUUUUGGGAAGAAGCAAGGCAAAAGCAUGUCAAUCUUCAAGUCGUGCAACAUGCAUCAUUGCCCGACGUCCUCGGCGAUCAGCGGAGAGUACGUCAAGUAAUCACUAACCUAAUCAGCAAUGCAGUUCAGCACACCUCAACCGGCGCAGUAACCAUUGAAUCGUGCAUUCCGACCGAGCCAUGCGAUGACGGACAAAUCGCCAUAGAAGUUGCAAUCCACGACACUGGCUCCGGAAUGUCCCAGGACGCAGUCGAGACAUUAUUCUGCGAGCUAGAGCAGGUUUCCAACAAGGAAAACGCACAGAGCCCCAAUCCCUACACCAACAAGGACUCGAGCACAACUACCACCAGCACCACAAGCGCACCGGGAACAAAAAGCGUCCUCGGACUAGGCCUUGCUUUGGUCGCCCGGAUCGUCCGCAACAUGAAUGGCCAGCUCAGCCUCAAAUCCGAAGAAGGAAAAGGCAGCUGCUUCAAAAUCCGGCUUAACUUCUCAUUGCCGUCGAAGGACCUACCGCAAUCCGCCACCCAAUCUAUCGCGAAUGCAGAUCUCCAGUGCAAUAGGCAAGGAUGUGAUACCGGGAAAUCAAAUGAAGCCCCGUGUGACAGAAGACCGACAAGUAAUACCGGUGCGGAGCGGGAAGGGGAGAUCCAGCCACCGGACGAGAAAGGCGGGGUUCCUUGUCGCUGUGGUUCGCCGUUUAUGUCAGAUUCAGCCAUCGGGAGAGUGGACAACCCACUCGUAGAUGCCGACAUUUCACUGAAGAAUGGAGAAUCGCGAAACCUGACCAUCCUUGCUUCUGGUGCGAAGGUUGAAGACAAGGUACCUUUGCGAUCUGGCAAAGCCGAAGAAGCCCGGGAGCAGCGCUCCGCUAUGAAUUCGUCUUCCACUGCUUCUGCUUCUGGCUCUUCUUUUCAGACAUCCGAGAUAGGCAGGGGAACGAAACCCAAUCCUAUGACGACUGGCCGUACGCUUCGAAUCCUUAUUGCUGAGGAUGAUCCCAUCAAUAGCUCGAUCGUUAAGAAGCGGCUGGAGAAAUUCGGUUAUUCUAUUUGCAUGACUGGUAAUGGCAAGGAGUGUGCCUCUGUUCAUCGCGAAAGUCCAGUCCCGUUUGAUGUGAUUCUUAUGGAUCUUCAGAUGCCUAUUGUGGAUGGAUUGAGUGCUACAAAGAUGAUUCGCAAGCAUGAGCAGCAAAACUCGCACCAUAGAUCUACUGUUUUCGCGGUUUCGGCGUCCUUGGUCGAGAAGGAUCGAGAUGUCUACUUGGAUGCUGGUUUUGAUGGCUGGAUUAUGAAGCCCAUUGAUUUUCAACGGGUGCAUGUACUACUUGGUGGGGUUUUGUCUGGAGAAAGGCGUGAGGAUGCGCUAUAUCAGCCUGGAAUGUGGGAACGAGGGGGUUGGUUUGGAAGAUACUAG